AUGACCGAUUAUUCGUCAUGGAAGGUGACUGAUCUGAAGGCGGAGCUGAAGCGACGCGGUAUUCCCCAGACUGGAUUGCGAGUGAAACAACAGAUUAUCGAUAGGCUGGUGGAAGAAGACAAUAAAACGCAAGCUGGAGGUGCAGAUGAAGCUACUACAGCUCCUGAGUCGGAGCCACAGGAAAAGGCGCAACCUGUGGAGCCCGAGGCCCCUACCGCCGCUGAGAAGACGGACAGUGUUAAUGACGCGCCAGUACAAGAGACCGCACCGGCUGCCCCCGAAGCCGCGGAGGAGGUAAAAACAGCGGACGAAAAACAGGCUGAAGAGCCUCCAGCACAGCCCGACGAUUCGGCCGCACCCUCGCAACCUUCGCAAGCGGAAGAACCUCCGACAGAAGCGCAGGAACCUCAAGCCGCGGAUACACAGACUAAGGUUGGCGGAGAGGAAGCUGAAGCCGAGGCUGCCGUCAAACCAGUUGAGCGGGCUCCUGGAAAUGUAGCCGAAGUAGAGCCUCAGGACGAGGCGAAACCCCCUGAGGCCGAAAACGCCGCGCCCGGCGCUCAGACAUCAGAAGUGAACACAGCGCUGUCAACGCCACUCCCUACAGAAGAGCUUAUCGAGGAUGUUCGGAAGAGGAAGCGGCGCAGUCAAAGCCCUGCCCCCAGCCUUAACGAAAUUGCAAGGAAGAAGGCCAAAGCUCUAGGUCAUGAUGAACCUCAAGCAUUGUCGGAAGAGAAAGACACAACAAGCGCGAAGAGCACCGAUGGGGCUGCCGAACCUUCACAGACCCAUGAUGAAACCCAGGCUAAAAAGGGCACACCUCAGAAGCAUGACAUGCGUUUCAAAGGUUUAUUCUCAUCUACUGGGCGUGAACAGACUAGACAAUCCCCGCCGCCAGUCGACACGGAGAUGGAGGAUGUUACAGUCGAGCCGGCCUUACAUGCUGCGACCUCUGCAUUAUACAUAGACGGUCUUAUGCGCCCUCUUCAACCUGCGGCCCUCAAGAAUCAUUUGCUCUCCGUUGCAACUCCGGCCGGAAGAUCUCCCAAUCCCGAUCUGAUAGCUGAUUUCUAUCUGGACUCGAUUAAAACACAUUGCUUUACCAGAUUUGUCGACGUCUCGACAGCAUCCCGUGCUCGCAACGCUCUCCACGGUACAGUAUGGCCCAACGAGAAGAACAGAAAAGGGUUGUUCGUCGAUUUUAUCCCCGAGCACAAAGUGCAGGGCUGGAUCCAAACGGAAGAGGAAGUUCGCGGAGGCCGUGGUCCUCCUCCACGCUGGGAAGUUAAAUAUGAUAAGAGAGGCGACGAAGUUGAAGCGGUGCUGGAGCAAGUUGAUCCGAAGAACGCUGGGACUCAUGCUCCACGUGGCGCAGAACCAAAAGAAUUCUCACACCCUCCUCCUCGUGGGCCCCGAGCAGAUAUGCAACCGACGGAUAGGCGGCCCAGUGGCCCAUCACAACCCAGUGGGAGUUCUCAGCCUGGGCAAGGGUUCAAGCCACUCGAUGAACUUUUCAAGUCAACUACUGCGAAACCCAAGCUUUACUACCUUCCAGUACCCCGGGAAGUCGCAGAUCGACGCCUAGAUAGGUUUGACGAUCUGAUACGGAAAGGGUCUUUCCCGCGACGAGGCGGAGACGAGACGCGGAAAUUCACAUUUGAAGACGACGACCGGUUUGUCGAUUCAGGACCGGAAUUUGCCGGCCGUGGAAGAGGUCCGCGGGGAAGAGGACGAGGGCGCGGUGGAGGCAUGUUUGAUUCACGAAGAGGAGGUCGCAUGGAUCGAUAUUGA
Molecule: messenger RNA, 1791 nt
Organism: Aspergillus puulaauensis
Lineage: Eukaryota; Fungi; Ascomycota; Eurotiomycetes; Eurotiales; Aspergillaceae
Product: SAP domain protein
Exons: 1
Coding region: 1-1791 (596 amino acids)
Source: RefSeq, a predicted model, not a curated record